This is a messenger RNA of Anopheles darlingi, 3387 nucleotides long. RefSeq names its product protein painting of fourth (gene Pof). The transcript has 6 exons. The record is from RefSeq and is a predicted model, not a curated record. Bases 223 to 1650 code for a protein of 475 amino acids. Gene Ontology annotation, molecular function: RNA binding. Lineage: Eukaryota; Metazoa; Arthropoda; Insecta; Diptera; Culicidae.
GUGCGGAGCGAACUACACGCGAAGAUUUCCCUUACUAUAUUAACAAAGCCAAGAGUGUCUUUCGCAAAGACCUCAUGUAGUAUGUUCUAACAUACCGUUGCCAAGAGACUUAUAUUUUACCUAAAAUUCGCGGUAUGACGGAUUCCGCGUCGACCGGGAAUGUUACGAAUCGUGUAGUUUCGAUUUUUCAAGCCACCUUUGCGUUGUUUCGUACAGCCCCCUAUGCGGGACGACGGAUCUCGUAUUAAGGACAUGCAGAGCAUUCCAUUCCGGGUGAGCAUAGGUGAUAGACGUUGUUCUGGUUCUAGUGCGCGUAAAAUGACUGAUUGUCCACGAAGGAUGCUGAAUUUACUUCAUGGUGCCAAGCAUCGGCGGAAGAGCCGCAUAUCUUUUGAUUUUUCUAGUGAACUACAACAGUCAGAAAAAUCGGUUCAAACAUCGCCCAUCAAGCAUCCUAACAAAAACUGGCGGUUUGAGGAUGCCCGCAAAGCGAUUCUCGUAGAAAUGGAUGCUUACAGACAAAUUGUGAAGCCGUUUUCGCUUUUAUUACGUUUCCCAGAUCCUGAAUUAAACAAAGAAAUUGUGCAAGGCUUUUCAUCUUGUAUAGAAAAUGUGACAUUUCAUCGUCCAGCUACUCCAAGGUAUUGUGUUGUUCAUUUGAAACCUGAAGCCGACGUGGAUAGUGUCAUUAAACAAAUUACAAACAUUCCCUUUGGUGCGGGAACCAUCAGCGUAGAGCGCAAAACGCGUAAUUGUGAUUUAAAACCAGUGGUACAACCGGAGGACAUCGAUCCAUAUACUCUGUUCAUUGGCAACCUACCUAACAUAGUUACUGUGCACUCAAUGAAACAAAUGUUUCCAACUGCCAAACGCAUUGAUAUUGGUCAUGCACAGCGCAUAAAGCACACUCGCUAUGCCUUCAUUCGAUUUACGAAUGUGGAAGAAGCUAUUUACGCAUUCCAAGCAAAUCAUAACAAGAUUAUUGAAGGGAAGAAUAUCAUCAUCCGUUUUCGACGACACAAUGCACCUAUUGCUCUUCCGGAGGAUACAACAACACCCAAAACACCUAAACGCCAGAAGGGUCAACUGGUAGUUUCGGUUGAGCAGAGAUCGAAGCGAAAUGUAUCCGCUUCAACCAAUAGGAACACUUUGAGCACAAUUAAAUCCGAAAUUCUAGAUGAAAACGACAAUAAUGGAACAGCUAAUAGUUUUCUCAAGUGUCAAAACGGAAGUCAAAUUUCCGCGGUCAAGUCAGAAAAUGAUGACACGGAUAUCGAAAAUAGCUUAGAUAACGAGGAGGAGGAUAUCGACAACAUACGAGACUUUUUAGAAGAACACGAAGAUGACGAGGGCCUUGAUUUGGAUGAAAUAAAUCCAGAUGAAGACUAUUGCGAAGAUGACGACACGGAUAUAGAAAGUGCCGUUAAAACCUAUUGGACUUUGGAACAACUGCAGCGCAAUGCAAACGAAAACAACUCCGUAUCGGGAAAAAAUGACGAAGAACCUGAAUCAGCCACGAAAACAACAUCGACUAUGCUUAUUAAGCGGAAGGAUCAAAAACCACCAGCUGCUAUUAAAACGAAACGCCGGGAUGACCAGCUCAACGAUUUAUUCAGUUGCUUAGAACCAGAUGAUGAUUUAUCAUUAUGAGAUUCGAUGGAGCUAUUUUCAGACUUUAUACAAUAUGUAACACUUAACUAGUAUUUUCGAGUAGAAACCUGCAUGUGUUUGUGAUAAGUAUUGAUUUUAGCUCGCGGGGUUUUUUUUAUUUAUCGACCCACUUCUCUUCUUUUGAUAAACUAUUUUCAUAUUUUAGAUUUUUACGCUUAUUGGGAUAGUAAACAAAAACCAAUAUCAAACUAUUCAAAGUAAUUUUAAAUUUUACUUGCUUCGUUCGGCCGAAAAAAUUAAAGCUUUAAAACAUUUAAUAGUUAAAAAAGGAAAUAUUAAUAUUGUUUUUUCAAUUAGUGUUCUCAAAUAUAGGUCAAAAAAAUCUAGGAAAACAUCUAUUGUUACAUAUAAUUGAUUCACUACAGGCAACUUCAUAGACAAUUGCAAGUCUCACUAAUAAAACAGAUUCUCAACUGGGUAGGCGAUACAAUUGUCUAGAUUCUCACAUUUUUAGAUCAAUUUUGUCUAGUAAAUAACACAGGUAUCGAGUCAUUUUUUUGUUUUUACUUUGGAUAUGAGACGAUCGUUAAACCAUAGUCCCAAUUUAUUAUAUAAUUGAUGGUUUCGAAUGGAUUGGUUUUCUAGGAUAGCGCGUUGUAAGCUACUGAAUCACUUUGUAAUGUUUUCUUUGGCAGUCUAGGCAUUUAAUGUGCAUCACUUGGCUUAUCUCAUCAAUUGAGUACGAGGUAAUUAAUUGAGGUAACGUACGUUAAGAGUCACAGCUUUGAUCGAUUACAGUACCUCAUGGUUAAUCAUACCGACCGAAAUUCGUCACAGAAGUUUUGGGACAUGGAUAUUCGGCUGAUCUGCCGUCGUGAAAAGUCAAUGCCCUUUGUUUUGCUUCGCGUUUAAAUCCUGUAAUUGUACCGUUUGGGGGGUAGCUAUUAUAAAGUGAAUUUUCAAUGGUCCAUAUCUUUUAGCAUCAAUGUAUAGCAAUUUUUGGAAUAAUUUUCAGUGCCAUAUUACGGUCGACUUUUAUAUUUUUUUGUUCAAAAUGACCUCGCGGAUGCGGAUGAUUGUAUCUCUCAGAACAGCAUUUCCAUAUUUAGCCGUAAGCAGGCAUUACGAAGUUGCAUAAUAGUUAAUCUGGUAUUUAUCACAACCUAUUGAUUGAUUCUCCUGAUUAUAUAUAAUAGCGUCGAAUCUGAAGAGGUCUGAUGUUAAAUUGAGAAAAAGAUCGUAAACGGACUCGCACCAAUAUAGUAAUUACCAGCAUCAUUUGGUAAAUAAUUUUAGAAAGAGGCAGCUGUUUCAUUGUUGCUGUAAACCAGUAUUCAAAAUAUCAGAACUCUAUCGAAAUGAAUGAAACUUCUCCAUACUUUCUGUUCCAAAGUAAUUGUGAUUUUUUUUAUAUAUCUGUUUAAAUACCAUCAACACCAACAAAAUAUAAAAUUUUAGGCCAAUAUAUUUUCUUGCGGUACACAAUUUUGCUCUUCAAAAAACUACAAUAAUAACUGAAACACAAUGAAUGAAUGAAUGAAUGAAUGAAUGAAAUGUCAUUAUUCCAAUUGUUCAAACUACUGAUCAUUAUUCCAAGGGAGCGAAACAAUUAGACGUACAGUAUUCUGCUAGUGUGGCAUACAAAGUUCUGUUAGAUGUAGGGAUAUGCAUUUGGAUUAGAUGCAAAAGUCCAUUUACCGAUGAGUAAUAAAGUUCAAUACUAUUCAAUUCAGUACAAGUAUUCAGUUGAAACAAUUAAUAAUAACUCGCAUUUCU